Molecule: messenger RNA, 2094 nt
Organism: Trifolium pratense (red clover)
Lineage: Eukaryota; Viridiplantae; Streptophyta; Magnoliopsida; Fabales; Fabaceae
Product: glutathione synthetase, chloroplastic-like
Exons: 12
Coding region: 120-1754 (544 amino acids)
Biological process (GO): glutathione biosynthetic process
Cellular component (GO): cytosol
Molecular function (GO): ATP binding; glutathione binding; glutathione synthase activity
Source: RefSeq, a predicted model, not a curated record
AACGUGAACAAGUUGAUUGAAUUAUUGAAAAACGUGACAAAAGCAUGAUAAGUUUUGAUUGGGUGUUUCUGUCGAAAAGAUAAAGUUUUGAUUGGGUAUCUCUAAAAGGUUUAAGGUCAAUGGUUGUUGGAUCUGGUUCCUUGCUUCAAUUUGGUAUUACUACUACUACUCAAUUCUGCACUAAAACAUUUCCUUCUUCCUUAAUCUUUUCUACUAGUAGUACUUCCUCACAUAGAUCACUAGUGUCACUUUCUGUCCCUAAAAACAUGUCUCAUCAGUCUCAACUUUUGAGCUUGAGUUCUACCAAUGGUUCUUCUUCCUUGGCGGUUCCCAUCUUUCAUAAUUAUCAUCAGAUUGAUGAAAAAGUUGUACAAGAUAUUGUUUAUGAUGCUCUUGUUUUUGCUACUCUCAAUGGUCUCCUUGUUGGUGAUAAAUCUGUUGAGAGAUCAGGAAGAGUUCCUGGUAUAGGGUUGGUGCAUCUCCCAUUUUCCUUAUUACCUCCUCCAUUACCUCAAACUCAUUGGAAGCAAGCUUGUGAUUUGGCACCUUUAUUCAAUGAACUUGUUGAUCGUGUCAGUUUGGAUGGAAACUUUCUCCAACAAUCCCUCUCCAGAACUAAGAAAGCAGAUGAAUUUACCUCUAGACUUUUAGAUAUUCAUUCCAAAAUGCUUGAGAUUAACAAAAAAGAGGAAAUACGGUUGGGAUUAUUUCGUUCAGAUUACAUGCUUGAUGAAAAGACUAAAUCACUUUUGCAAAUUGAGAUGAACACUAUUUCCACUUCAUUUUCUGGUGUUGGUUGUGUUAUGACUGAACUUCACAGGAACAUACUUUCUCAUUAUGGAAAAUUGCUUGGACUAGAUUCCAAAAGGGUUCCUGUCAAUACGGCUGACAGUCAGUAUGCGGAGGCGUUGGCUAAAGCUUGGAGUGAAUAUAAUAACCCUAGGGCUGUGAUUAUCGUUGUGGUUCAGGAUGAAGAACGGAACAUGUAUGACCAGCAUUUUGUUUCUGCAAUUCUAAGAGAAAGGCAUCAUAUUACAACCAUACGGAAAACGUUGGCAGAAAUUGAUCAAGAAGGAGAAAUUCUGCCAGAUGGAACACUAUCUGUGAAUGGACAGGCAAUUGCAAUCGUUUACUUCCGCGCUGGCUAUACACCAGUUGACUAUCCUUCGGAAUCAGAAUGGAGAGCUAGGUUACUGAUAGAACAAUCUUCUGCUAUCAAAUGCCCUAACAUAUCUUAUCAUUUGGUUGGCACCAAGAAGAUUCAACAGGAACUUGCAAAACCCGGUGUUCUUGAGAGGUUCUUUGAAAACAAAGAGGAUAUUGCGAAACUGCGUAAAUCCUUUGCAGGGUUAUGGAGUUUGGAGGACUCGGAUAUUGUUAAACAAGCAAUUGAGAAGCCAGAGCUAUUUGUGAUGAAGCCGCAAAGAGAAGGAGGAGGAAACAAUAUUUACGGCGAUGAUCUUAGGGAGAGUCUUCUAAAAUUACAGAAAGUAGGUUCUCAAGAAGACGCCGCUUACAUACUUAUGCAGAGGAUAUUUCCAGCUAAUACAGCGGCAAUUUUGAUGCGUAAUGGUUUCUUGCAUAAAGAUCAUGUCAUUUCAGAAUUUGGAAUAUUCAGUACUUAUUUAAGGAAUAAGGAUAAGGUUAUUGUGAAUAAUGAAAGUGGCUAUAUGGUGCGUACGAAACCAUCAUUAUCUGAUGAAGGUGGAGUUUUACCUGGUUAUGGAGUAAUAGAUAGUGUAUACCUCACUUGAGGAAGCCAACUCAUUGAAUUAUGAGGGUACUGCAAAACACAUCUCAAGACUCCUGUUUUUGCUUGUUUGUCUCGAAAAAAAAAAGGGAAAGAAGAGAGGAAACUACGUUGUUUCUUUUGCUUUCUCACAUGGCAUGUUUGUAAUCCGUCGCUUCUACUCAAAGAAACAGCGACCUGUUUGAUUUUAAGUGUUUACCAAUAAAAGCUUGAUGAACAGUUUGCUCAUCUGAUGUAAAGACUUUUAAGUUCUAAUCUUAGCAUUUUGUGUGUGCUGCAAGUAGCUUGUUCAAUAAAACUUUAUUAUUAAAGAAAAAAAGGAUAGAAAUUUUGGUUAUCAGAUA